AACCCCUUGGUGGCCGUGUACUACACCAACCGGGCCCUCUGCUACCUGAAGAUGCAGCAGCACGACAAGGCGCUGGCCGACUGCAAGCGCGCGCUGGAGCUGGACGGGCAGUCGGUGAAGGCUCACUUCUUCCUGGGCCAGUGCCAGAUGGAGAUGGAGAACUACGACGAGGCCAUCGCCAACCUGCAGAGAGCCUACAACCUCGCCAAGGAGCAGCGGCUGAAUUUUGGGGACGACAUCCCCAGCGCGUUGCGCAUCGCCAAGAAGAAACGUUGGAACAGCAUCGAGGAGAAGAGGAUCAACCAGGAGAACGAGCUGCACUCCUACCUGACCAAGCUGAUCGUGGCGGAGAAGGAGAGGGAGCUGGCCGAGUGCCGAAAGACUCAGCAAGAAGAGAACGCGGAUGAGAGCCGGGGCCGAGUUCAGCUGGCCACCAUCGAGGCCAAGCACGACAAAUACCUGGCGGACAUGGACGAGCUCUUCUCUCAGGUGGAUGAGAAGAGGAAGAAGCGGGACAUCCCUGACUACCUGUGCGGGAAGAUCAGUUUUGAGCUGAUGCGGGAGCCCUGCAUCACGCCCAGCGGCAUCACCUACGACAGGAAGGACAUCGAGGAGCAUCUCCAG
Antrostomus carolinensis (chuck-will's-widow) is the source of this 624-nucleotide messenger RNA. RefSeq names its product STIP1 homology and U-box containing protein 1 (gene STUB1). Gene Ontology annotation, biological process: proteasome-mediated ubiquitin-dependent protein catabolic process; protein quality control for misfolded or incompletely synthesized proteins; positive regulation of proteolysis. NCBI's taxonomy places the organism in Eukaryota, Metazoa, Chordata, Aves, Caprimulgiformes, Caprimulgidae. The transcript is spliced from 5 exons. Gene Ontology annotation, cellular component: cytoplasm; Z disc. The record is from RefSeq and is a predicted model, not a curated record. The annotation marks the transcript as partial. Gene Ontology annotation, molecular function: protein-folding chaperone binding; ubiquitin protein ligase activity.